This is a messenger RNA of Enterobius vermicularis (human pinworm), 2973 nucleotides long. The record is from the annotation of a GenBank genome assembly. NCBI's taxonomy places the organism in Eukaryota, Metazoa, Nematoda, Chromadorea, Rhabditida, Oxyuridae.
AUGGUCCAAAAACAGCCUGAAGAGCAGUUUGCUGAAGAGGCUGAAGAAAUGAAUAUGUCCAAAUUGGACUAUCAUUUGGACGAGUAUCCGCAUCUUUUGGCUAAAGCGCUGAUUGCUGAAAAGGGCCAGAAAGCUUUGAUAAAAAGGCUUUAUAAUGAUCAAGCUGAGUUGAUCGAAAAGUGUUCAGUAAACGACUUAAGACGUGCUGUUUACGAAGGAUCGUUUGUUUCCGUCUUAGAGGGUCGUAAGCUGGCCGCCCUCUUUAUUCCAAAAAUUGGUUUAAAAGGCUUCUGGUUACUUGUAAAGAACGUCAUACAAAAAUCCAGUACUGCAAAGAAAUUGUGUGAAUAUUAUGGGGAAAUUUUUUUAUCGGCAUGGAAGUCAGCCGAACCAGAUGAAAAUCGUAGAAACGUGGAAUUGAUAUUUGAAGAUGUUGUCCGUUACGCAAUUACAACAGAUUUGAAUACAAGUGAAAGUUUCCGUUCUGUUUUAAAUCCUCUUCUUGCUACAAGAAACAAGCAGACUGAUACAAUGAUUGAGAGGAUUCUAAGGCCAAAUUUGUGGAGGUGUCUCAAGUCAGUGAAUGGUAUUGCCCGCUACAACGCCUGUAAACUGUUCUUUUCGUUUUAUCCUCUUGUGAAGGAAGAUGACUUAGAGAACGGAGAGCUUUUAGGAGUACAAUUAAAUACUAUAGCAGAUUUACUCGCAGAUCCAAGUGUUCCUAUACGGGCAUAUGCAUGCAAGCAGGCCCUGUAUAUUUUCAGUCUUUUUUGGAGCGUUUUCUCCACGGAAUAUCGCAAAACAAAUUUUGGGAAGAUUGUGGAUAAACUAGCACGGGAUGUUUCUUCGGAGGUUCGCCUAGCAGUUUUUGAAGGCAUGCGAUUUAUGAUACCCUGUCCAGAAGCCGUUAAUGCAGUGGAGAAUGCUGUAAAGCGAAUAAUCUUGUGGGGUGUCAAUGACAAUGUGGUUAAAAUUAGGAUAGCUGCUUUUCAACUUCUUGGAGGUUUCAAAAAUCAUCGCUACAUUAAAUGGUGGAACGUCAUUGAAUUACGACAAAUACUUGAGCGUCUUGAAAUAGAGAAAGUAGAAGCGGUUAAGAAAGUUAUUGCUGAGCUUCUGAUUGGUCGAGUUUUUACUGUCAACAUUACCGAGGACGAAAUUUUGAAGAAAGUUGUAUACUUGGGAAAUAUGAGUCGUUUGGGCGUUAUAAAGUUUCACGAGUGCAUAUCAAAGCAUCAGUUAAUUGGGUUGGAACAAGCAGUUGAACAUCUCAUUGCGAUGGGUACUACCGUGUACAAACUUUCCCGUUCCUACGAAAGGCAUCACCAGCAAUCAUUAGCUUCAUUUGACAUAACGGAUGUCUCAUUUUCAUCCAUUGACCAGACACCUCCGCUUGUAGUUGAUGCUGCGGAAGGUUUGUUCUUUCAUAGUCGAUUUGUUAUCAAGGAAUCGUCAUUGGUUGAAACAAUUCUUGUUCUUGGCAGCACUUUACGUGGGGGUAGUGAACUAACUCAAAUAGCUAACAUCAUUUUUAAAGAAUUAUCGUCUUCUGCAAUGGACUCAGCUCCGGUUGCGGGAUAUGUUGAAGCUUUAGCGAAUUGGAAUCUGUCGAAGGUUAUUGAGAUAGUUGAUGCUGGACUAAAGAGGUUGCAGAUCGAGUUCAAAAACCUCAAUAGUCAAAAGAAGUCGAGAAGUAAAGACCAAGUAGACGUUCGUAAAGUGUUUUUAUUGUUGGAAACAAUGUUGAAGAGCCCAACCAUUCAGCAGAAUUUGGUUCAGAAUUUUCAUGGUUUUCUGAUGAAGUUCUACCUGGAUUCGAGUUUGGUUAAAGAUGCUAUAAGUAGAAGAAUUUCGCUUCGGGAAGAGUCCUGGGAAAAUUUUCCUUUGUUUUUAACAGAAAAUGCUAUACGCGCGCUGGAACUUCGUCAAACGCUAGCCAUCAUUUUAGUUAAUGUUACUAAAGAUGCUGAAGAGCACGAUAAUAUUUUGUCAGAAAUUCGUGCAGACUUGGAUUGGUUUGCUGCGAUACUACCGAACUUGGUUAUUAUUGAGGAGGAAAAGCAGCUUGACUUUUUAAAUGGUAUUUCGCAGGCAGUGUUACACAUGCUCAGUGUUCAUUUGGAGUCUUGUUCCUGUUCAAAAGACUUUCUACAUUCUGUCGGUAACGUUUUAGAAAUGCUUUGCAACCAGAAAGCGCCGCACUCGUUCAUUGUUCCAGUUACCAGAAGUUUAAGAAGUCUUUUCCUUGCUUUGGUUUCACUGGACACUCACGAAAUAUCUCCACACAUCAUCUACCCUUUAAUCAAUAUCUGUCUUGUUUGGGUGGUAGCUCGCUGUGAAGACGAAGGAUUUGAUGCGAAGACCUGCGCUGGGUCCUUUUUACAUCUUCUUGCCGCAUUACAAACUUACAGUCAUCUGACAGAAAAAUUACUUCUUGAUUUAUCAAAAACGGCAAUCGCUGUAUUAAUUGCAGCUCUAAAAGACGCUAAUUCUCAGAACUUGGACUGUCGUGAUCCCAGGGAAAUUGAUUUUGAAGUGGAACCAGUGGUCGCUCUGCUGAUUCAUAGAAUUUUGUUCAAGAACUUUGCUUUUCUGAGAAGCACGUUAAUCAGUUUUCAAGAUGCCCUCGCUCAAAAUCUUUUCUUUGCAGAAUUGGAAGGUGAAGAAGUUUUGUACAUGUAUGGCGCUACAAUCCAGUUUUUAUAUUUGUGUGAUGUAACCGCGGAAGAAAUAGCGCAAGGCCACUUGACUACCGUAACGAAACCUUGUGCCAUACCUGCUAAAGAAAAGUCAGAACUUCAAGAGAUCAUUCAUAACUGUUUUAAUCGAAUUAAGAGGAGCUUGGUGGAGUCUCAUCAAAAUGCAAAUUGUAACUCUCUGUGUUCGCAGCUUAUUGCUUUAUGUCCGUACACUGUGUGUAAUUUGCAACCUGCUGACCGUGCGCAGUUGACUGGGACUAACAUUAUUCUCUAG